ACACGUUGUUCUUUCACCUCCUCCAUUCGCUAUCUGACUCGACACAUAUAUCACGACUCGAACUUGACUUAGCAAGCAAAGGGUGUCUUCCUUAUCCAGCUUGCGUAAGCCCUUGACUCGUUUUCUUCUCUUUGUUCUCUCACACUCCACAGAGGUCAAGUUCCGAGGAGGGUGGUGCCUACUUUUUCUCUCUCUUUAUUCUUGCGCAAAGUCAUGUCCAAGGAUGAAUCGCAACGACUACGACGGUGGCAAUCUUCUCGAAUUCGAAUUCUAAAGUCUCAAUCCCAGAACAGCUCCGAUUCGGAUUUUGAUUCGCAGUGGUGGUACCCGUCCAUUUCGUCGCGCAAAGCAAUCCCUUUGCCCAUUCAGCAGUUGCAACAGCUUCUCAAGCUCAAGUAUAACUACCGAAGUCAAGGAGGAGACAAGUCUUCACCUAAAGACAUCGAACUGAAUGCGGAGCUCGUUGGGGUGAAAGCAGCGGUGGGCGUUCUACGGCCUUACGAACUUUGUGUUGGCAUCGAGCUGCCCAGUGCGACUAUCACCAAUACAACUAUUCGGGACAUAUCACGCAAAGAGGAUCACGAAGCUGUUGCACUAAAUCAGAAAAAAUGGCGGGAGCUUAUGGAGGAGCUGUCGAGGCCCAUUGAUGAUGUUCGGAAAAGUGGUGUGGAUUUGACUGGAAAGGUUGCUGUCGAGAAAUCCAGUACGGUGGACCAGAAUGUCUCUCUACUCCCCGGAUUGGACCUUGCUUCGUGGGGUGACUGUCGUACGUCUCUUCCUUCACCACUGAAACCCAAAUUACGUCCUCUCGUCAUCUUUACUACCCGUGGUGGUGGUACGAGAAGUUGCACUCUCACGCCUUGUGUUGGCGACAAUGAUCAUGCUGUAUCUCCAUCUCUUUCGCCAUCAGAAAUAGCUGCGGAACUCAGCGAAAUGAAGCGAAGUCCAACACCGCCUCUGAGUCUAUCAUUCUCUUCCGAAUCCACGGACUCCUCACCUAAAUCCAUCGCGGCCUCACCGUCAUCAACAUCUUUACCUGAUUUCAUCUUUCCUUCUCUCAGUUCCCCACCAAUACCGAGGAAGAUUCAUUUGGAGAAGGAUGCACAAGGGUUCUUUAUUGGUUUAGAGGAGGAUCAUUCUCAUCAAUCGGCUGACACUUCGGGCCUGCUACCACCUUUUCUCAUUGAAGAAACACCUAGACGGAAAGCUAACCAGUCGAGGACGAGGAGUAUCGUUGAUCGGUUAAAGAGACGUGCAUCGGACGAAGAGCUCUCAAAGCCACAAUCACAACCCAAAGUUGUGGAUGGGUGGGCAGGUAUGGGUUUCUGGGAACCGUAUCGACCUGACCACUCGAAGGCGGAGAAGAAGAGGGAGUUAUUCCUUGCGAAGAAACAGCAACUUGAAUUUGAGGAAAACAACAAUCACCAGAAGGCUAAGAAGAAGGAUUCACCCUCAUCCGCAUCUCGUAGUAGCCGUGCCUCCAUCUCCAUCUCCAACCCCAACAACUCCAACGAGGGUUGGAUUGAGUUCAAGCAGCCUGCGCGACACCACACCAUCCGGCCACGGUCGCAGAAUAACAAAAGGCAUUCGCAUUCGCAAGGCUCUAUUUCGCACCCACCUCAACCCCCACCACCACCUCAGACGGCACCAGCAGCUUAUACUACAUUCCGUCCUCCUCCCCUUCCUCCCCUUCCUCAGCUCCAACCACAACUGCAACCGCAGCCACAACCUCAUCCACAGCAUCAUCAGGCUUAUUAUUACCCCUAUCCUUAUCCUCAUCAUCAGUAUGCUGCCACUACGUAUCCUCAAGUACAACCCCAUCCUCACCCCCAUCCUCAUCCAUACGCUACGACGUACUCGAUGGUGCCGACGGUUCCAAUCACCACCGCUCCCGUUCCCGGUUCUGUUCCCGGUCCCCUUUUCCCGGCGACGACAACCGUCGCGAAGCAUCCAGGGUAUGCGGGGUUCAUGGGUCGAGCACCUGUCAUUGGGUAUCCCGGCGUAUGGUGAUCUAGAGGGUUUUGGGUGCCUGGACGUUCAAAUGUUGACGUUGGUUCCGUCUCUUGCGUCGGCAUUUCGUGUUUUUCCUCUGCUCUAGCCUUUACCUUUCUCCUUCCUCUUUUUUUGUGUUUCUUGUUGUUGCAUUAAUAAUUGAUUUCGGUCGCAUCAUUCAAAUCUGCAUUUUUGAACGUCUUCCGUGGACAAUCCUCACAUUCCAUUAACAACAUCAGAUACAGAUCCACAUCGCAUCUUUUCGUUUACCGAACCUUUUCUCUUCUCCUUGUCCUUCAGACAGGUUUUUAUUACCAUGCACAAUCCCCAGAUAUAUCUAUCCAAUAUUAUUCUCAGAAACUGAAAACUCUUUUUUAUCUCUUCUUUCUCUGUCUACUUCUCUCUCGCUCAGUCUUUCUCUUUCCUCAUAAAUAGUAUCAUUAUGAUCCCAGCAUAACCUCUAAGGUACAUACAUAUACAUGGCAUUUUCCCUCUUUUUCAUUCCUUGUGUAUGCUAACCGUCACGACAUAUGCGGCUCAUUUCUCAGCGUUUCAUUGUUCGGGGGACUCUUUAUUAUUUGUUUGUACUCUCAGCGUAAAUAUAGGUUGUACCAUCCAUUUCGUGUCAUUUAGUUGAUGUAAAC
This is a messenger RNA of Marasmius oreades (fairy-ring Marasmius), 2636 nucleotides long. RefSeq lists its product as uncharacterized. NCBI's taxonomy places the organism in Eukaryota, Fungi, Basidiomycota, Agaricomycetes, Agaricales, Marasmiaceae. The transcript has a single exon. The record is from RefSeq and is a predicted model, not a curated record. The coding region runs from base 214 to 2010 and encodes 598 amino acids.